This is a messenger RNA of Ipomoea triloba (trilobed morning glory), 1077 nucleotides long. RefSeq lists its product as uncharacterized. NCBI's taxonomy places the organism in Eukaryota, Viridiplantae, Streptophyta, Magnoliopsida, Solanales, Convolvulaceae. The record is from RefSeq and is a predicted model, not a curated record. Bases 1 to 1077 code for a protein of 358 amino acids. The transcript has 2 exons.
AUGGAGGUGAUUUUGGAGCAAAUUUUUGGAGAAACGUCACCGGAAAACGCAGAGAGCCCUUCUAUGCAAGAUGAUGAAAACAUCAACGGUGACGCGCGUAUAGGUGAACAGUCCGACAAUGAAGAAAAUGGGGCAUACGAAUGUAUACCUGAUUGUGAUGAAAGUAUUAAACCCUUACUUGGGCAACGGUUUUCGACGUUAGACGAAGGUGUUGGGUACUACAAAGAAUAUGCCGCAUUUGUAGGUUUCGAUGUCCCAAGCAGCACAGUUAAGAAGAACCGAUAUGGAGAUGUCGAAGUGAAGUAUUUGCUUUGUUCAAGAGAGGGGUACACAGUGACAAAGGAACAAAGGUCAACAACCACAGGAGAGGCCAACGGAGCAAAUAUAAACACACGCCGGCGUGUGUCAAACAAGGUUGGGUGUAUGGCUCGGUGUGCCCUAAAACGUCUAAAAGACGGGCAUUACGCAAUUAAUGUGUUGAUUGAAACUCAUAAACAUCGUUUAUGUGACAAAGAGGCAAAAAAGUUCCUCAAGAUAAACCGCAACUUGGGAAUCGGGCAUCAAGCAUUCAUAGUAGCAUGUGAAAAGGCUAACAUAGGGACUUCAAAAGCGUUUGAGCUAUACAGCGUACUUGGCGGUGGUGUAGAUAGCGUUGGUGCUACAUGUAUUGACUUCAGGAAUUGCAGAAGGGAUGUUCAGGCGCAGGUACACGAUGCCGAUGCACAAUCAAUUAUAGAGAAAUACACGAAGAAAAAAACGUUGUUUGCUACAUACACGUUUGAUUACGACGUUGAUGACGAGCAAAAACUGUGUAGAGUGUUUUGGUGUGACCCAAUAGCCGAGCAAAAACUGUGUAGAGUGUUUUGGUGUGACCCAAUAGCAGAGCAAAAACUGUGUAGAGUGUUUUGGUGUGACCCAAUAGCAAAGCAGAAUUACCUUCAGUUUGGGGAAUGUGACCCAAUAGCAAAGCAGAAUUACCUUCAGUUUGGGGAAAUGGUUUCAUUUGAUGCAACCUACCGCACAAACAGGUUCGUUCUAUUUACAAUGCCCGUAAUAGUGUGUAUGGUUAUUGUGUGA